AUGUCUCUUUCACUUGAGCAUAUAGAUGCUUGUCUUCCCAUAACGGGACUAAAAGCACUUAUUCUGAGUAAUAACGGCGACAGACUCGUGUUGCAAGGCCAAGGGCCUUAUUCCCGCUUGAUUGAUGAACAGAGCGGGAGGCUCCUUGCGGAACUGAGAACUUUUAAAAGAAACAAUGUUCAUGGGUUUCUGGUUCUUCGACAAUGUCUGCUGGAAGCUGAUGAGAAGAAGGAACAUGUUCAUCUUUUAUGCUGGGGAGGGCAGUCUCUCCGGGUUAUCGAUUUAGUUGUUUCCAUCCAAGAGAGAACGGCGGAAGCUUCUUUGAUUCCUGCUACUGCGGAGUAUUUGGCUCCCGAUUGGAUUUUGAGUGGAUGUGUUCCUUCUUCUUCUAUUGAUGAUGAUGGGAAGAGGAGUAUGGCAGCAGUAGCUAGGGCUUGUCUUGUUACUGCUCACAAUGCACUGCUCGAUCUACAAGUGGAAGAUAUGGAAUCUUCCAGGUACGGGAAGGGCAUUCGUCUCCAACAACUUGAGACGGGGGUCAAGUCGAUUCUAUAUUCUGCUGAUUCAGUUUCGCUUUCUCCGACUCAUAUUUUAGUCGCUGCUGGAACUGUAUUCGGUGAGAUCAUCGUGUGGUCGUGCUUCCUGGAUGAUCUCAAGAACACAGAUGGCGGUAAUGCUAUUUUGUCCAGUUCCAUUCAUCACUUCUUCACUGGACAUGAGGGGUCAAUCUUCGGCGUUGAGAUCUCUCCGAACAUCCCUGCUUUGCAUGGAAGCCAGUCCGGCCGGCUUCUGGCUAGUUGUAGCGACGACAGAACCGUUAGGAUAUGGGAUAUAUCCGAUUGCGAGCGUACGAGUCGAGAAGAGCCAUCUGCUUAUGCCACGGAUGGGUUCGAACUGCGAAGCACAGGAUUCGGAAGCGUGCCUGCUACUGAUUCACUUGGGUCAGAGUCCUGCAUCGCAAAAGCAUUUGGACACGAGGCUAGGAUAUGGGGCGCCCAUUUCCUACCUCUCACGAUGAAUAAUCGGGGUUGCAGCCUGAUAUCGCGCGGCGAAGAUGUCGCUUGCAUACUGUGGGACUUGAACUGGGAAGAGUCUCCCUCAGGUGCGGAGAAUUUCCGGCUACAACAAAGAUCAUCGUUUCACCAGCACUCCGGGAAGCAUAUAUGGAGCCUUGACAAGUGCAGUAUUGGUGUAGAUGCUAUUGUUUAUACCGGGGGUGCAGAUGGCGCUCUGAAGACUUCGUGGAUGAGUGGGAAUAAGACCGGCGAGGUUAAAGAUGAAGGUCGCAAAGGAAAGUAUUCGGUGAUCCCGGCCAACGAUCAGGCCGAAACUGACAGCCGGCUGAGGACAUUUUCGUUCAUAGCUAGUGACUGUUUCCUUGCGAUUUCGCUUAGCGGCGAGGUCAAACUGGGCUGGAUCAAAUCCGGGAUGAUCAAGUCCGAGAGUGGAAUGAAGCCAGAUAUCAUCUGGGAAACUAUCUGUGUCGAGAAAGAUCUUUGCUCGUUUUCUAUCAUUUCGGCCCUGCCUGAGAAGGGGAUGGCAUUGUUGAGCAAUAUCCAAGGCCUUAUCCGUCUAUACGAUCACCGGUCGAAAUCUCUUUUCACAGUUGCGCAGGCUGAACGACCACAGGAAAUACACUUCCUUCUUCCAAAAUCCGAUUCCUCGUCUGCAGAUGUGCCUGAUACGCUGUACUUUGUCACAUACAAUCCAGUAGCAGACCAGACGAAGUUCUUCAAGGUCGGCAAAUGGCAAACAGAGACACCACAUGUAGAACAAUUCACACUGGCCUUACUUCCUCCAUUCUGGGCAAGUUGUGCCUCUUUCAUAUGUGGCAAGCAGUAUAUUGCUCUUGGGUCUAGAGGGGGUGCAUUUGUUAUCUACCGAUUUCCAGACCCUAGCCAGUCUAAACAGCCCUUACAGCCUCUAAUCUCUCUCCGCCGCGUGCAUGGAAAAGCCAGCAUCAACCUCAUUAUGUCCAUAGCAUCAUUUCCCGACGACCACGGCAUGUUGCGAGAAUAUAUCUUGACUUGUGGCCGCGAUGGUGCCUACUGUCUCCAUGAAAUACAAACGACCAACGACCCGACGAAGCCAGUGUUGCUUACAACCAUACAUCGCUCUUCAUCUCCAAUAACAGAUAUCGAACGCGUAUACUUCGACAAGACAUCACGGGACCUCAUACUGUAUGGCUUUCGAGGAAGGGAAUUUGUUCUAUGGAACGAAUCGACACAAUCCGAAAUAGCUUCCAUUGAGUGCGGUGGAAUCCGUCGAAGUUGGGCAUUUCACCCCAGUGCUGCUGAUACUGCUAGCCGUGGGUUGUUCUUGUGGAAUAAGACCUCGGAUUUCAAUGCGCAGUUCAUCCAGUCUAGUUCGCACCGUGUUCUCCGUGCAGGCGGGCAUGGGCGAGAGAUCAAGUGCAUGGCAGUCUGUAACCAUGCGAAGAGUGAUGGAGGCGCCCUGUUUGCGACGGGUGCGGAAGACACUGCAGUGCGUAUCUGGGCACUGACUGACUCAUGCGUCGAAGGCCCAUGGGGGAUCUUUAAAUGCUUGCGCGUAACGAAUAAGCAUACUUCUGGACUGCAGCAAGUAAGCUGGUCCAAGGACGGGAAGUAUCUAUUUACCAGCGGCGGAUGGGAGGAAUUUUUCGUAUGGAGAAUCCGCUCUAUUCCUGUAUUCGGUGCGACGGCGGAGCUGCUGGCGUCGAGUCCGAAGGAUGAUGAGAAGUCGGACCUUCGGGUAACGAGCUUUGAUAUGUUGGAUGUGGAAGAACAAGAGACUGAUCAGAGCAGCUUUCUGUUCUGCCUCACUUAUUCCAAUUCCACGAUAAAGAUUUUCCACUUCUCUCCGUUCGCUGAUCAGGGUCACUUCACGCUUCUAGCGAAGGGCACAUAUAUGAGUAAUUGCCUCACGCAGGUGCGGUUUUUACGAAGUUCUUCCUCGCUGAAUAUGAUAACUGCCGCGACAGAUGGAUACGCCACGCUAUGGAACUUGACGCCUGUCCUUGAACCCUUUUACUCUAUAUCUCCCCAGAAAUCUGUUUUGUCCACGAAGCAACCGUUCCGGGGCCUUGAGGUAACACCAGCAACUAUAUCCUGCGAGAAUCGUUAUCAGAUGCAUUCCAACAGCAUCAAAUCCCUAGAACUCGCUCGUGUGUCGGAUACGGCAUCCGUCAUCAUUGCCGGGGGCGACGACAAUGGCCUGACAAUAUCCCUUCUCCGUAACGAUGGUGCAUCCGCUGAAACGGAGACAAAGACGGAAUCGGAGAAUUAUGCACAUGUGACGACUGUUUCGGUCCCUGAUGCUCAUGCAGCGUCCAUCACCACAACUAAACUGCUAAGGCAGAAACUGAUUGAGACGGAAACUGGAAACAAGCGGACGGACAUCCUGUUUGCAUCUUCUGGAAAUGAUCAUCGCGUCAAGAUCUGGUCUGUCCAUGUAGAUCAUGAGAAGGAUGGACCGGAAGGGAUAGAGAUCAGGAUGGAUCUGGAUCGGUAUAGUCCUGUGGCUGACGUCGCUUCGAUGGAUGUCGUGGAUGAGGAUGCUAGCGGUUCGAGGCUGUUGGUCUGCGGUGUUGGUAUGGAGGCGAUGAGCAUGACAUUACCAUAG
Molecule: messenger RNA, 3603 nt
Organism: Monascus purpureus
Lineage: Eukaryota; Fungi; Ascomycota; Eurotiomycetes; Eurotiales; Aspergillaceae
Source: the annotation of a GenBank genome assembly